AUGUCCUCGUUCUUAUGCUUCAUCUGCCGCAACACAGUGAACUCUGAUACCAAUGAAGAUUCACGAGAGAAGUACAGAGAAAUCGUCGGAAUGAACCUGUGUCCAGACUCCCAUCUGUGUUACAUUUGUGAUCAUCUAGUUAAUAAACUAUGGUCAUUUAAGUCAUUAUGUCUGAAGAGAAGUCUGGAAUACCCUGUACUAUUCAGCGCUAAAGGCACCAUUAACUUACAAAGAAGUAUCAUAAAACCUAUAAUAGUAUGUACAGAAGAAAUAUGCUCACGGAGAGACGAACACAAUUUAUAUAUAGAGAACAAAGAUCAAAGUAUAAACAGCCAAGAUUAUAUAAAACUCGAAGAUGACCGCGAUGACUAUGACGCUAGUGAUUAUUUUCAUGAAAAUACUGUAAAAGAAGCUGAAAAAUGUACAAAUGAUCGUUUAGAAAUGAAUGGUGAUGAAUUGUAUAACAACGUUGGUGAAACAUUUAAUAACGGUGGCGAAAUGUUUAAUUACGAUGGCGAAACUUACAAUAACGAUGGUGAAACGUUUAAUAAUGAUAGUGAAUUAGAUAAUAUUAAUACAGAACAAAAUCCAGAAGAUAAUGUAACAAAUAAUUAUGAAAAUAACGAUUUGAGUGUUGAUAAUGUUGGUAUGUCUUCUGAAUUUUAUGCUGAAGAAAAAAAUGAGUGUUUGAAUGAAAUUAGAAAUGAAUGUGCUGUUCAAGAAGUGGAAGAAGAGGCUGACACAAAAACAGACAAAAACUCACCAAAAACUAAAAGCAAAGCGUUCGAGAAGAUCCUUCUGUCUUUCGAGGAUCAGAAGGCAGAAUUAGAACAGCAAAGAAGGAGCAAGAAGUAUUUAGAAGCAGAGUUUAAAUGCUAUAACUGUGCGCUCGGGUUUCUGUUUAAGGAUACUUACCAGACCCAUAUGAUGAGGCAUGAGGAGUCAAACGGCGAAUACCGUUGCGACAUCUGCACCCUACGUUUUGCGACGGGCGCAGUCCUACGAUCUCACACAGCGCUCCACUCAGCUCGCUACAGAUGUCUACAAUGCUCGCAAUGGGUGCGAGCUCGCCAAACUAACACACAUGCCAAAUACUGCCACCAGACGGCGACUGCCGCUACUUGUCACCUCUGCGGCCGACUGUUUCAAGAUUCAAGUGGUCUACAUCAACAUUUGAAAAGGUUUCAUAUGACACGACCCGGGAACCGAACCUACUCUUGCAGCGUUUGUGGGAAGAAUUAUAACAACCAAGCCGCUGUUAGAACGCAUAUGAUAAAGCAUAUACACCGGAAAUUUUCAUGCGAUCAAUGUACUUCGAUAUUUAGUAGUCCAUAUACGCUAUCUCAACAUAAGAAGAAACAUGUUCAGACAGCAGAAAGUAAGGAGUUCUUCUGUGAGACCUGUGGACUUUCAUAUUCUACGAGAAAGAGUCUUCUGGCUCACCAGAGACACUCUUUGAAUCAUCAGAGUCGAUCAUUUGAAUGUCCAAUCUGCAAUAGGACGUGUCCUAAUGAGAAAUCUUUGGCUUCACACAUUUCGGCCGUACAUUCAACCAGCAAAGAAUUCAGUUGUUCAACUUGCAGUGCUCGAUAUACGAACAGGAAAUCGUUAGUUAGACACAUAAGGGCUCAUACUAACCCUACACCUAUAAAACUAGCAUACUGUCAUAUAUGCGGAAAUAGUUUUAAAGGUAAAAGUAAACUGAACAGGCAUCUCAGAGAAGUAUGUGAAAAGGAUAAACUAGAAGAAGAAUUAUCAUCUUACUAUGAUCAUCAACAUGUGAUAUAG
Molecule: messenger RNA, 1788 nt
Organism: Spodoptera littoralis (African cotton leafworm)
Lineage: Eukaryota; Metazoa; Arthropoda; Insecta; Lepidoptera; Noctuidae
Source: the annotation of a GenBank genome assembly